Messenger RNA from Platichthys flesus (European flounder), 2205 nucleotides. RefSeq names its product phosphatase, orphan 2 (gene phospho2). The coding region runs from base 82 to 807 and encodes 241 amino acids. The transcript is spliced from 4 exons. Gene Ontology annotation, molecular function: phosphatase activity. The record is from RefSeq and is a predicted model, not a curated record. Lineage: Eukaryota; Metazoa; Chordata; Actinopteri; Pleuronectiformes; Pleuronectidae.
CUUUAUUGUAUCAUAAGAAGAAGAAGAAGAAGCCAGCGGUAGAUUCAUGUCCGUCAGACUGACGUCAGUUCACCGGUGAGAAUGAAGACUCUGAUGGUGUUUGAUUUUGACCACACUGUGGUCGAUGACAACAGUGAUACCUGGGUGAUCAGAUGCCUUCCAGAUCAGACUCUCCCUGACUCUGUGAAGAAUUCCUACAGAAAAGGCCACUGGACUGAGUUCAUGGGUCGAGUGAUGAACUACAUAGGAGACCAGGAGGUCAGCCCUGACAGGGUCCGAAGUGUGAUGGAGACCAUCCCCUUCACAGCUGGAAUGACAGACCUGCUGACAUUCAUAUCAGAGAAUAAAAGCACCAUCGACUGCAUCGUCAUCUCCGACUCCAACACCAUGUUCAUAGAAUGGAUCCUCCACGCAGCUGGGCUCCAGGUGGCUGUUGACCAGGUUUUCACCAACCCAGCUAAGUUCAACGAGCUCGGGUACUUGGAGGUGCAGUGCUACCACUCUCACGAUUGCGAUCGAUGCCCCGUCAACCUCUGUAAGAGGAAAGUCCUGGAGCUUUACCUGUCAGGGCGGUCUGAUGUAAGUGUGGAGUAUCAGCGUAUAUUUUACGUGGGCGAUGGCGGGAACGAUUUCUGCCCUACUUCCUGUCUGAGGAGGCAUGAUGUUGUGAUGCCCAGGAAGGGGUUCACCCUGGAGAAACUGCUGGCCAAACGUGAAGGGCAGGAACACGACACUUCUUUGAGAGCCAGAGUCCUUGCCUGGAGCAGCGGCACAGACAUCCUCCAGGAACUGAAGGCUACUAUGUAGAUGUAGGCAGCGCCCAUUUAGAACAAUAUUUUACUGACUUCUCUGUUGUAAAGGAAAUAUUGCAAAUGGCUGGUCAGCACUGUAGGGUGCUCUUGCUGUUCCCUGUAAGAUUCUUUUAAAUAAUUACAGUUUUUAUCAUACUAAAAGUAAAGGUAAAUCAAGGUUGAUUUGAACAAACAAAUGGUUGCUUUCUUGUUAAGAAUCAGAUGACAGGAAUAAUACCUCUGAUAAGCCUGGUCAGUUAAUAUAAAGCUAGCAGUUGUUAGCUCAGCCCAACGUAAAGACUGGAAGCCGGUUGAAACACUGAGCAUCACAGCAGUUGUAGAGCUGAAUAGCAUUAUGUCCUAAUCCAGACAAAUUAAUCAUAAUGUGUUGAUUGUGGUUAGGGAACAACUUGCUUCCUGUAUUUUUGCCACUCUAAACUAAUCCCCUCCUGUCUUCAUACUAAACAGACUGACAUUAGAGUAUAGCUUCAUGGUUAGCUACCAGGAAGAACAAGCAAUUAGGCAUAAUUCCCCCAAGUUACUCUUAUUAGUAUACCCCAUCCCCCAGACCAGUGUUCAAGUUUCAGAUCAGCUGUGGUUACCAUGUUCCAUCAUGUUGUUCACCCAUCAGUACUUGAUAUGAGAGGGAAGAAUAUAGGAGAUCACUUAUUGGUUAUGUGUUAAGCCUUUGUGCAACCUUUAGCUAACAUAUGUUUAAAAGAUGAUUAAAGUAUCAGUAAUUCUAUUAUUUAUGAUUUACUGACACACUCCUUUUUAAACACCUCUGUUUACAGCAGCCAUGUAGCUGCCUCCACAUAGAUUUACAUCAGUUUCCUUUAAUAAGAUUGAAGAAAUCAAACAGUAUUUUCAUCUUUAUAGAAACUUUAGACUUGUUUAUAAAAACUGCAGACUGCCCUUUCACGUAAAUUGCUAAUAAUGUCAAAGCAGUUUAAUGUUAUUUUUUUUAACUGAAUUCACUGUUUUUAACAUUUUUACAUCUCAGGUCUUAGGUUUGAGGUCAUCCAUGUUAACUCUGUGUUUUUUUGAAUGACAUAAACCUUAUAACUUUAAGCUAAAUGAACAAAAAGUCAUCAUUAUACAUUGUCCCAGAGGUUUACUUGAGUAAUGUGGAUAACAUUUCUGAACAAAGUGUUUUUCCAUUCGUCCAUCCACUGAAUGCUUCUCAUGUUUUCAGGCUUUGUUCAGUCAUAUUAUCCAGAAUCUGUGCCAAUAUCACCACAGUCCUGGGACUUAAUCCAGGUUUAUUUUAAAGUUAACACUGGACUGUAGUGUUGUUGUUAAAGUGCUGUGCUAAUGCACCAGCAAUUAUUCAAAGGGAAUUUAAAUGUUCAGGAAAACGUGUUUUGAGAUUUGUGUGUGACACUUGCGGCAACAUGCUAACAUACAUUAUAUA